AUGUCACCGAAAUAUCCCACCAUCAUAUGUGGUUAUAAGAGUGUAGCAUCUCCGUUAGUGCCAAACGAGAAUGCGUUCAAUCCAUGCUUCAUUACUUUACUAGUGGCAGCGCUUGCCAUAGCGUACAUCGCUGGAGGAAUACUAUCCUUGCGAAGGAUCCUCACAUCUCCUAGAUAUGGAAACUACUUACCUAAGAGCACGGGUCUCUUGCACUACGUGAGACUAUCGUUUGUGAUCUUGCACUCAAUCACUUUGAUAUAUCUUACCUCCUACCUCAGCAUCCACGAGAGAUUUGCAGACACCAAGCUCUUUGCUUUCAACCUCUUGUUCAUCAACUCGUGGGCUCUGAUUGUGCCGUUGCACCUCCUUGAAGUCUGUCACAGUCCUGUCCCUUCGGACUUAUUAAUUUCUUUCUGGCCGUUGAUUACCCUUGUCGAGGCCGUUUUGGUGUACCAAGAUACCUACACGAACUGGGUGAUUUUCAAGCUGAGAGAUAAUCCAAGUGCUGUUUUCGUUUCCGAAGUUUUACUUAUAGUACUUUCGUUAGCCAUAUUUGUUUUGGAAUAUGGAUACUGGACCCCAUCACACGAGUUGAUCUUCAAGUAUGUAUCCGAGGAUAAAAAGAAUGAGUUGGAAACACCAAAUGUCAUCGAUAGGUUGACAUUCACGUGGAUGAAUGCCAUGAUCAUGCGAAGCUACGAGACUCAGACCAUUGACCAAGUGGAUCUCCCAAACUCCCCCGCCAAGCUCAGCACAGAGGUAGCAGCAAAGAGACUAAUGAAAUUCUGGGACACUACCGAAACCUCAAAGAGCUUAUCCUCAUCGAACAAGGACAAUGCUUCUCUACUUGUACUGUUAAUCAAGGCGUUUGGCCUCUUAAUCCUAUACUCGUUUGUUUUCGAAUUCGGCAGUAAGGUUUUAACCUUCGUACAGCCUCAACUAUUAAGGAUAUUCAUUCAACAUUUUGACGAGGAGCACCCCGUUAUAUUGAAAGGUUUUCUUAUUUCGAUGUCAAUGUUCUUGUUGACCAUGUUGCAAACAUUUGUGUACAAUCAAUAUGUCCUUAUCAAUUUAGAGGUGGGAUUGAAUGUUCGUUCAUCUAUUACUGCCCUCAUUUACAAGAAAAGUUUGAGACUUUCAUCAGCUGCAAGGCAAAAGGCAUCUUCUGGAGACAUUAUCAAUUUUAUGUCAGUGGACGUUAACAGAAUCCAAACGGUUGUAAUGGAUCUCUCAGUGUUAGUGUUGGCUCCAUUUGACUUGAUACUUUGUAUUGUCUCCUUGUGGCCAUUAUUGGGGAAGUCCACGUUGGCUGGUAUUUGCGUUAUGAGUUUGUUAAUUCCUGUUAACAGCUAUCUAGUAAAAUACGUCAGGAAGUUGGGCAAAGUUCAAAUGAAGCUUAAGGAUGCUAGAACCAAUAUUGUCAAUGAAAUUAUGGUGAAUAUUAAGAGCAUUAAGUUAUUGAAUUGGGAAAAUGCCAUGUUAAGAAAACUCUCUGAUGCCAGAAAUAACAAGGAACUUAAAAAUAUGAAGAGAAUUAGAUUGCUUAAUCAAGUUGCAGGCUUCGUUUGGAUUUUAAUUCCAUUCUUAGUGUCCUUUACCACUUUUACAACUUUCUCUUUGAUCGAAUCUAUUCCAUUGACUUCAGAUAUCGUUUUCCCCGCAUUAGCAUUGUUAAACUUAUUAUCUUCUCCAUUAUUGGCUUUGCCACAAUUCAUCAACAGUUUAGUUGAGGCAUCAGUCUCUAUUACAAGAAUACGGGAUUUCCUUUUAAUGGAAGAGAUUGACGAUAAGGUAGUCAAAUAUUUACCCAGAGCAGAGAAUAUUGGAGAUGUUACCGUCAAGGUUGAAAAUGUUGAUUUCUUAUGGUCUGAAUACAAUCCAGAUUCUUCUGAUAAUCAGUAUGCGUUAAGAGGUGUUAAUUUCGAGGCUAGAAAGGGAGAAAUUUCCUGCUUAGUUGGAAAGGUAGGAAGUGGUAAAUCAGCGAUGUUAUAUGGACUCUUAGGACAGUUAAUUAUUCAGGCUUCUGCUAAGCCCGAGUUGAAGUUGCCAAUAAUCAACUUGCACGGACUGAUAGCUUAUUGUGCCCAGCAACCUUGGAUUAUGAACGCUUCAGUCAGAGAGAAUGUGUUGUUCGGUCAUAGGUAUGAUGAGGAUUUCUACAAUAAAACGAUCGAAGCAUGUCAAUUGGUUCCUGAUAUCAAUAUUUUACCAGAUGGUGAUAAUACACAGGUUGGGGAGAAGGGAGUUUCUUUGUCCGGUGGACAGAAGGCCAGACUUGCAUUAGCAAGAGCAGUGUAUUCAAGAUCAGAUAUAUACUUGCUUGAUGAUAUAUUGUCUGCAGUGGACUCCCAUGUUGGAAAAAAUAUCAUCAAUCAAGUGUUGAGCUCUACUGGCUUAUUAGCUUCAAAAACUAUUAUCCUCUGCACCAACUCAAUUUCAGAUUUGAAGUAUGCCGGAAAGAUCACUUUCAUCCAAAAAGGAAAGGUUGUUGAAGAAAGUAAGUAUGAAGACAUUAAUUUAGAAGCACAUCCAGAACUUUUCAACUUGUUGAAGGAAUUUGAGAGAAAACAAGAGAGCGAGGUGUUAUCUGAUGUCAAUGGGGCUUCACCUUCAGCAGACAGAAAAAGUUUGAGGAGGGCCAGUGUUGAAACUUUCAAGUGGGAGCCAUUACAACGAUUAUUACCUAAUUUAAGAAGUGGGCCAUCUAAUGAGAUUUCUGCCAAAGGAAAAGUUAAAUGGUCGAUCUAUUUGGAGUAUGCUAGGGCUUGUUCAAUUCCUGGAAUUAUUGGUUAUUUCUUUCUUUUAUGUGUGGCAGCUCUAUUAUCGGUAGGUGGUAAUUAUUGGCUUAAGCACUGGACGGAAGAGAAUUCUAAGGCUAGAGAUAAUAAUGAAGUCUGGAAAUUCAUCACAGUUUAUGCAUUUUUUGGAUUUGGUUCUAGUAUAAUGUCAAUUGUUAAAGGAAUGGUGUUGAUGCUCAAGUUGGCAAUCAAUGCUUCUAUAAAGGUUCACAAUGAUAUGGCCAAUAGGAUCAUCAGAGCACCAAUGUCCUUUUUUGAAAGGACUCCCGUGGGUAGAAUCAUGAAUAGAUUCACCAAUGACAUUGUGAAGAUCGAUUCUGCAUUACCAUACACAAUUUCAAGUUUCACUAGUCAAAGUGUCAACACAAUAUUGACCUUCAUUAUUAUUGGAAUUGCCAUGCCAUUAUACAUCAUUAUUAUUACAAUCUUAUCGGUUCUUUACAUCUAUUACGAAAUCUUUUAUGUGGCCAUUUCUCGAGAACUCAAAAGGUUAGUCUCAAUCUCCAAGUCCCCAAUUUAUGCUCACCUAGGUGAAAGUUUGAAUGGUCUUGAUACUAUUAGGGCUUUUAGGCAAUCUGAUAGAUUUGAUUUUAUCAACAAUUCGAACACAGAUUUCAAUUUGAAAUCUGUCUAUAUGCUUAGAUCGAUCAAUCGUUGGUUGUUCUUCAGGCUUCAAGUUAUCGGGUCAAUCGGUAUUUGGACCGCUUCUACGUUGGCAAUUUAUACCCUUUCGACUGCUUCACCGCUUACCUCCUCCAUGGCAGGAUUUAUUAUGACGUACGCUUUGCAGGUAACAUCUUCAUUGAAAGUCAUUGUCAGAUUGUCUGCCGAAGUGGAGACGAGUAUUGUCGCAGUUGAAAGAUGCUUAGAGUAUUCCAAGUUGCCAGUAGAAGAGGAUGAAGAAACUCUUGAGAAGAUGAGCAAACCCCCAUUGACUUGGCCCAUGGAAGGUGGUAUUCAAUUUAAAGAUUACUCGACGAGGUAUAGGGAAAACUUAGAUCUAAUUUUGAAAGGUGUCUCCUUCAAUAUUAAACCUGGUGAGAAGAUCGGGGUUGUCGGGAGAACAGGAGCAGGUAAGAGUUCCUUGGCUCUUGCAAUUUUCAGAAUCAUUGAAGCCGUAGAUGGAAAUAUCUCCAUCGAUGGGCUCAACACAAGUGCAAUGCCUUUGAGUGAUCUCAGGCUGAACCUCUCAAUUAUCCCCCAAGAUUCUCAGCUUAUUGAGGGAACAAUAAGACAGAAUUUAGAUCCAUUUGAUUACUAUACUGACGAAGAGAUUUGGAAAGCGCUAGAAUUAGCGCAUCUUAAGGACCACAUCUUGAGUUUGGACUUUGAGGAGGAGGAUGUGAAGGAUGGAGAAGUGGCCAAAAGCAACGAUGAUGAUGAGAAAUCUAAACUUCAGUGUUUAGUCAAGGAAUCCGGGUCGAAUUUCUCACUGGGACAAAGGCAAUUGAUGUCAUUGGCAAGAGUUUUAUUGAGAAUGAAGAAUUCCAGAAUCCUUGUUUUGGAUGAAGCAACGGCAGCAGUGGAUGUUCAAACAGACAAGAUUAUUCAAGAAACAAUCAGAUCCGAGCUUAAGGAUAAGACGAUUAUUACAAUUGCUCACAGGUUAGAGACAGUUAUGGAUAGUGAUAAGAUUGUGACAUUGGACCACGGAGAGUUGAAAGAAUUCGAUACACCAGAAAAUUUAUUGAAAGACGAGAAAGGGAUUUUCUACAGCUUAUGCAGUCAAGGAGGCUACAUCUAG
Messenger RNA from Suhomyces tanzawaensis NRRL Y-17324, 4542 nucleotides. Its product is annotated as ATP-binding cassette bilirubin transporter. The transcript has 3 exons. Gene Ontology annotation, molecular function: bilirubin transmembrane transporter activity; ATP binding; ATP hydrolysis activity. Gene Ontology annotation, biological process: transmembrane transport. NCBI's taxonomy places the organism in Eukaryota, Fungi, Ascomycota, Pichiomycetes, Serinales, Debaryomycetaceae. Bases 1 to 4542 code for a protein of 1513 amino acids. The record is from RefSeq and is a predicted model, not a curated record. Gene Ontology annotation, cellular component: membrane.